Messenger RNA from Dunckerocampus dactyliophorus (ringed pipefish), 804 nucleotides. It is a transcript of the gene nhp2, whose product is annotated as NHP2 ribonucleoprotein homolog (yeast). Gene Ontology annotation, molecular function: box H/ACA snoRNA binding. The record is from RefSeq and is a predicted model, not a curated record. Bases 134 to 595 code for a protein of 153 amino acids. Gene Ontology annotation, biological process: snRNA pseudouridine synthesis; rRNA pseudouridine synthesis. Gene Ontology annotation, cellular component: nucleolus; box H/ACA snoRNP complex. NCBI's taxonomy places the organism in Eukaryota, Metazoa, Chordata, Actinopteri, Syngnathiformes, Syngnathidae. The transcript has 4 exons.
GCACAACCAACAACCACGUGUGUUUUGCCCUCCCCUCCAGUGCGCGCACUGCUAGCCGAGAGGCUACUACGACUACAAAUCAGUUGUAAAACGAACUUUACAAAACUAUCGAUUAUUGAUUUGGGUAUCCGACAUGACGAAGGUUAAAAAGGAAAAAGGUGGCGCGGAGGAGGCUGCGCCCGCCAGCGGUUCCGAGAGGUCGUACCACGAGUUGGUGGCUAACCAGAACGCCAUCGCUCAGCCACUAGCCACCAAGAAGCUCAGCAAGAAACUCUACAAAUGCGUCAAAAAGGCUUCCAAAUUGAAGAACAUCCGCAGAGGAGUGAAGGAAGUUCAGAAGUUCAUCAACAAAGGAGAGAAGGGCAUCGUGCUAUUAGCAGGCGACACGCUACCCAUUGAGGUCUACUGCCACUUGCCAGUCAUGUGUGAGGACAGAAACCUGCCAUAUGCGUACAUCCCCUCUAAAGUGGAUUUGGGCGCAUCUGCGGGGUCUAAGAGGCCGACCUGCGUGAUCAUGAUCAAACCUCAUGCUGACUAUCAGGAGGCGUACGAUGAGUGUCUGGAGGAAGUGUCCAGCAUGCCCAAACCACUAUGAGCUAAUCAGAGAGCAGCUCUUGUUUGGCCACACCCACACCAUCAAAACAGGAUAAUGACUUUUUGUGAUUGAGGACUGUUGCCCUCUAGGAGGCAAUAGAUGCUGGUAAUUAGUUGAAAUACAAAAGGACAUUUAAUUUUACAUGCUAUUGCUUUUUUUUUUAAAGUAAUCUGUAUUUUGUACAGUUCAAAUAUAACGGAAUGAAUGAA